ACCAAUCACCUGUGUCGCUUGGCCAUACUUAUCUGCGGCUCCAGUGGGCCAGUCUCUCUCAGUAGUUGGUUUCUCUGGUCACCAGUGUCCACUGCAAAACUCAAGAUGACUUCCUACACCGACAAAGGAGAAAAGCCAGAAAGAGGGAGAUUUCUUAAAUUCCAUCAUAUAACAUUCUGGGUUGGAAAUGCCAAACAGGCAGCUGUAUUUUACUGCGACAAGAUGGGCUUUGAACCCCUGGCUUACAAAGGUCUGGAGACGGGCAGCCGGGAGAUCGUGUCCCACGUAAUCAAGCAGGAUAAGAUACGGUUUGUUUUUGAGUCAGCCCUGAACCCCGGAAUGGAAGAAAUGGGAGAGCACCUGAUGAAGCAUGGAGAUGGGGUGAAGGACAUUGCCUUCCAUGUGGAGGACUGUGACUUCUUAGUGGAGACAGCCAAAGAACACGGCGCUGUGAUAGUUAAGAAGCCCUGGGUGGAGGAAGACCAGUACGGCAAAGUGAAGUUUGCUGUCAUCCAAACAUAUGGAGAUACAACCCACACGCUUAUUGAGUACCUGGAACCCUACAAAGGACUUUUUCUUCCUGGAUACAAUGAACCGCUCUACAAAGAUGCUCUGCUACCCAAGCUACCACCAACCUGUCUGAGCUUCAUCGAUCACAUUGUGGGAAACCAGCCAGAUGACAAGAUGGUGCCAGUAUCAGAUUGGUACCAGAAAUGCCUGAUGUUCCACCGCUUCUGGUCCGUAGACGACAAGCAGAUCCACACACAGUACAGUUCCCUGCGUUCCAUUGUGGUCACCAAUUAUGAGGAGACUAUCAAGAUGCCCAUCAACGAACCAGCUCUUGGGAAGAAGAAGUCCCAGAUUCAGGAGUAUGUGGAUUACAAUGGUGGGCCUGGCGUGCAGCACAUUGCGCUUAACACACCAAACAUCAUCCAAGCCAUUGUCAACCUUAGAGCACGUGGGGUGGAGUUCCUGUCUACUCCAGAUACGUACUAUGAUACCUUGCGGGAGAAGCUCAAGAUAGCAAAGAUCAAAGUGAAGGAAGACCUCAACAAGCUGCAGGAGCUGAAUAUCCUGGUGGAUUUUGAUGAAAAGGGAUACCUGCUACAGAUCUUCACCAAGCCUGUACAGGAUCGACCAACCCUCUUCAUGGAGAUCAUUCAGCGGCACAAUCAUUUUGUCAUGUGGACCUUCUUCAUAAAACAUUCACCACCAGGGAUUCGGGGCAGGAAACUUCAAGUCCCUGUUCGAGGCCAUUGAGAAGGACCAAGACAUGAGGGGAAACCUCACAAUACUGACCCAGGAUGGACAACCAAAACAUUAUUACUGACCCAUGCAGGGCCCUCGUCACCAACAAUAAAAGCCGAACUCAGACUGGGAUUCAGAUUGAUUGUACCUUAAUUCUGACCCACAUGUCAGACAUGGGCAAGUCAAAGAAGUCAAAGACAGUGGCUCUCCAUUGACCUUCCUCAUGGGCUAGGAAUUAAAAAAUAAACUUACUUUGUGUCAA
This is a messenger RNA of Brienomyrus brachyistius, 1510 nucleotides long. It is a transcript of the gene hpda, whose product is annotated as 4-hydroxyphenylpyruvate dioxygenase a. Bases 106 to 1260 code for a protein of 384 amino acids. The transcript has 15 exons. Gene Ontology annotation, molecular function: lactoylglutathione lyase activity; 4-hydroxyphenylpyruvate dioxygenase activity; metal ion binding. Gene Ontology annotation, cellular component: endoplasmic reticulum membrane; Golgi membrane. Gene Ontology annotation, biological process: L-tyrosine catabolic process. Lineage: Eukaryota; Metazoa; Chordata; Actinopteri; Osteoglossiformes; Mormyridae. The record is from RefSeq and is a predicted model, not a curated record.